Delphinapterus leucas (beluga whale) is the source of this 711-nucleotide messenger RNA. The record is from RefSeq and is a predicted model, not a curated record. Lineage: Eukaryota; Metazoa; Chordata; Mammalia; Artiodactyla; Monodontidae.
AUGACAACAUCCUGGCUGUUGGAGAGACAAGGAAAGGAGAGAGGGGUCGUGGAGGGAACUGUCACUGCUCCUCAGAUUGUCAGCGGCUGCUAUGCGGCAGGUGCAGCCUGCUCUGCCACUAGGUCUGUACUCCACAAAGGCAACGACCGGCCAAGGCAGUGGCUGGCCCUGGAUUACACAAGUGCAGACACUCAACUAAGUGAGCUGGAAGACCAGGAGGAAGGCCAAGGCUCAGGUGCCCACAUGAUCAGCACAGCCAGGGUACCUGCAGAUAAGCCAGUACGCAUUGCCUUCAGCCUUGAUAAUGCCUCAGAUGAUACACCUCCUGAAGACGCCAUUCCUCUGGUCUUUCCAGAAUUAGACCAGCAGCUACAGCCUCUGCCGCCUUGUCAUGACUCCAUGGAAUCCAUGCAGGUGUUCAAACAGCACUGCCAGAUAGCAGAAGAAUACCGUGAAGUUAAAAAGGAAAUCGCCCUGCUUGAGGAAAGAAAAAAGGAGCUCAUUGCCAAGCUGGAUCAGGCAGAAAAGGAGAAGCUGGAUGCCGCUCAGCUGGCUCGGGAAUUUGAGGCACUGACGGAGGAGAAUCGGACAUUGAAGCUGGCCCAGUCCCAAUGUAUAGAACAACUGGAGAAACUUAGAAUACAGUAUCAGAAGAGACAGGGCUCGUCCUAACUUGAAAUUAUUCAAUGUGAGCAUAAGAGGUUGGUGGCU